CAAGUGUGUGUUUGUUGUGAGCUCUUCACUAUAUUUAAUUGUUCAAAUUUAACAGAGUAACGCGGUAUCGUCAUAUUUGUUCACUUGAUGUGCAUUUAAAUUUUUCUAAACCCAAAACAAAACAAUAUAAAAAAAGAAUUAAGUACAAAUUGAAACAUAUUGUGCAAAUUUAUUAGUAAUUUGUUGUUAAUUGUUUGAGGCUAAAAUUAAAAAAGAGAGAAAAUAGAAAAAAUUCGAAAAAAUUUUGUAAAAUAACAACCAGCUGUUAGUUACUAAAAUUAGUUUGGUGAUAUUUUAAAACAACGAUUACGAGAGAAAUAAUUCAAAUAAAAAAAUAGAAAUUUAAAAAAGCAAUAACAACCUAAUAAAUAAAAAAUAACAUCAUCACUACAACAACAACAACAACUUGAAAAUUUAAAACAAAAACUCAAACACCAGUCAGUCAUUGUGUCAUUGUUGUUUUAAAAGUAUGACAAUCAUGGAGAGUAUCAACGAAUUAAUGGGAUCUCCCGUUGUGCGCAUUAAGUUGGUGGCUUUUGUACAUUUUCUUUUCAUAUCAAAUGCCAUGCUGGGCAUGUGGGGUCAUGGAGCCUAUGAAUUUUAUAACUUCCUGUUUAUGAUUGCCAUGUUCUGGACAAUGCACAGCAAGGAUUCCGUGGAUGCCGUACACAUAGCCCUUGUUAUUGAUACCAGCAGCAUAUUUUUCGAUAUAGUCAGCAUUAUAAUACAUGCCAAUCUAAUGAAUGGCUGGGCCAUAGCAUUUGCCAUUAUCAAUUUAAUUUUGAGACCCAUAAGUGUGGUUUUAUUGUAUCGUGAAUUUAAUACACGAAGCGGUGCUACGGGUUCAGUGUUCCCCACCACCAGCACAACACAGCAACGUAGCUAUCAAGACAUUGAUAGACCCACACAAACCGUGCCAACCACAUCGACAGGACCCAAUGUAGCGAGCAUAUUCUAAGUCAAAUUUCUUUAAAGAAAACUAUUGAAAAUAAAUAACUAAAUACUAUUUAAAAAAAAAGACUUUUUAAAAACAAAAUUAAAAUUAAUAAAUGAAAUUGGUUAUACUAAAUAUUUAGUACAUAUGUUUGUAUUUAUAAAAUUCUUGUGUCUUCUUCUUCUCUUUUUGUAUAUCUUUCGAUUGUUGUUAUUAAAAUGAAGAAAUUAAUUACUACUUUUAUAUUUUAUUAAAAUAUAUUAUUAUUGUAUUAAUUGUAAUUAUAUAUAAAUAAUUGCUUAAAUUUUCAUUUAUUGUAUUCAGUUGUAUUGAAACUUCUACAUGUGUGCAAGUAAUUUUUAAAAUAUGUAUUGUAAUUUAAAAGUGGUCUUAACUAAAAUUAACUUAAACUCUUCCAAAUCAUGUUAAAUUUUAAAUUUAAUCUUUUUUAAUUUUCUCUUUAGUAAUUACUUAUUUUUGUUAAAGAAAUAAAAUUAAAUAAUUAUUCUAUAAUAA
Messenger RNA from Calliphora vicina (urban bluebottle blowfly), 1450 nucleotides. Its product is annotated as type-1 angiotensin II receptor-associated protein. Lineage: Eukaryota; Metazoa; Arthropoda; Insecta; Diptera; Calliphoridae. Gene Ontology annotation, cellular component: plasma membrane. The record is from RefSeq and is a predicted model, not a curated record. Bases 470 to 958 code for a protein of 162 amino acids. The transcript is spliced from 4 exons. Gene Ontology annotation, biological process: angiotensin-activated signaling pathway.